Triticum aestivum (bread wheat) is the source of this 1541-nucleotide messenger RNA. RefSeq lists its product as uncharacterized. The record is from RefSeq and is a predicted model, not a curated record. Lineage: Eukaryota; Viridiplantae; Streptophyta; Magnoliopsida; Poales; Poaceae. The transcript has a single exon. Bases 467 to 1111 code for a protein of 214 amino acids.
GAAAAAUAACAAGCAGCAUAGUCGUCACGUACCCCUUUCCGAAGGAAUUCCACGAGAGUUCCCGAUUCCAUUUAAAUAUUCCAAACUUUGUACGUAACAAAAAUAACAAAAACUGAUCUGGACUCGACCAUCGUCUUCUUCCAAGUGGGCAGCGCGAAGGCGCCAAGAAAGCCUGUGUGAGUUGUCACCGGUGCGGGUGCUACGUCUGAAAGCAAUAGCCUUCGUUCGCGCCAACCUUCUCUGCGGCUUCGCGCGCUCCAUGCAGAAGCUGCCUCCCCUCCCUCCUCUCGCCUCCUCCUGCCUUCCUCGUCCAAAUCGAGGAACCCUUCAACCCCGCCCAUGGGUAUAAACCACCGGCCGGCGACCACGCCAGCCCCAUUCCCAUUCCCACCCGCCGCUCGCCACCGCACCGUACGCCGCCGAUCGAGGGAGAUCUGUCUGCCGUGAGCUAGGGAGCAAGGACGCGAUGCCGUCGUCGAGGCUCGUGCCCAAGGACGGCGAGUGGGACGGCGGCGUGGCGCUGGAGGUCACCGUGCUGUCGGCCGAGUCGCUGCGCCUGCCGCCCACCUACUCGCCUCUCCCGCGCCGGCUGCGGCCCUACGUCGCCGUCUCGUCCUCCUCCUCCUCCUCCUCCGCCGGCUGCAGCACGGGCGUGGCGCCCGCGUCGUCCGGCGCGGGGGAGCACUCUUGGGCCGACGUCGGCGAGGACGCGCGCCUCGUGGUGCCCGUGGGCGCGGGGUUCCUGGAGGGCCGCGACGACGUGCGCGUGGCGGUGCUCUCGGAGUCGGGCUGCGCGCGGCUCGUGGGCGACACGCCGCUGGGCUGGUGCCGCGUGCCCGCCGCCGACGUGCUGGAUGGCCUCCGCCCGCCCCGCGCGCUCCGCAGGCUCAGCUACUCGCUCCGCUGCCCGCGCCGCGGCGGGCCGGGACACGGCGUCGUCCACCUCGCCGUGCGCGUCCUCGGCGACGUCCACGUCCACGUCGCCCGCCCGGACCCCGCCCCGCCCGCGCAGCCCGGCUGGUGCCGCGUCGCCAUGGGCAUCCCGGUCUCCGGCGCCGCGGCCGUCGUCGGCACACCGUCUCCCUGGGCAUGGAGCCAGACGUCGCGGUGACCCGUGAUCGAGGACUCAUGACUAGCCGUGGAAGAAGGGUGGAACUUGCGCUCGCGCCCGCGGCGACCGGUUCUUGGGUUUGACUAAUCGCCACCGGACCGGGAGACGAAAGCGACGGGGGAUUAGUCAAAAACUCGAAGCUAGCUGCCGGGCUGAUUCCUCGCAGCUGCGUACGGACGUGCGAGACGGGAGCUGAUUGGACGCGCUGCCGGCCGUCGGCGGCGGUGCUUGACCCCGACGUGUGGAAUACGGCCGAUCGAACGUGCCGGUGUAUAUAUACGUCAUCGUCUAGGGAAGGUUCCUAGUGCCGGAGAGAUUGUGCACAUCUCUGUCGUCCAAAGUGUAAAUUCAGUAAAUAUGUGCAAAGGCAGGCUAAUGUGAAGUUUUCAGUGCAAACUAAACAAGUUGGAAUGCAAUUUUUGUUUUUGUA